Molecule: messenger RNA, 4146 nt
Organism: Daphnia carinata
Lineage: Eukaryota; Metazoa; Arthropoda; Branchiopoda; Diplostraca; Daphniidae
Product: rab11 family-interacting protein 1-like
Exons: 12
Coding region: 582-3713 (1043 amino acids)
Biological process (GO): regulated exocytosis
Cellular component (GO): intracellular membrane-bounded organelle
Molecular function (GO): small GTPase binding
Source: RefSeq, a predicted model, not a curated record
GUCCGUAAAAAAAAUCCGUUCGUAAAUCCUCCUCAUUAUACUACUGCAAUCGGUGUUGGCAACAUCAGGUCGCGCAGAGCUCGUACUUAAUUGCAGUCAUUUGAAUAGUGGCAGAUAACAUCUUGCUACCAAAAGUGAAACAGCUCAACCGCCAUUGCGAAAGCAAUUUUAUCCGGCAGCUUUAGAGGAAAUUUUUUAACUCUCUUGGUGGCUGUGUGCAGUUCAUCCUUUUCAUCCUUUCGUCCCGCGUGACAUCACUCUCGGGAAAACAAAACAGGCCCCGAAGGCCGGAAGUCAAAUAACAGCAUCGUGCUUUUUUUCUCUGUUUUACGGGUGAGUAACCGACCUUGACACCCGGCUAUGAGCCUGCACUAGCAAAUUUCAUCGCGAAGCAAUCUUGGAUUGCUGACAGCUAGAGAUUCUGUGUUGUUGUGAAUCCUUAUCACAAUCUUUAGUGCUUACAGUCUUGUAAACCUGUUAUAGUCUCCUAAUUAACUUAUAUUCCCUAUCCUUUUUCUCAACUCUUGAUUGCUUUAAAUCUAGUUACAAAUAGCUGAUACAUCCACACAGCAACUUAAGGAAUGUGGAGUCCAACGCAUGUACAAGUCACAGUGUGCCGAGUGAAGGGACUGUUGACCAAGGGGAAGAAUGGUACAAAUGAUGCCUUUGUCACAAUCUCUUUGGGAAAGGAGAAAUUCCAGACAUCGGUUAAACAAAAGGCCCUAUCAGAUCUAGAAUGGCAGGAAGAAUGUGAACUAGCAAUCCCUACACAAGGGAAUACUGCAGAAAUUGUUCUCACUGCCCUACAUCAAAAUUUCAUUGGAGUCGACGAGUUUUUGGGCAUGGUUGCAUUGCCUCUCUCCAAUUUUGAUGUUUAUGAAAGACCCAGAACAAAGUGGUAUCCAUUAAAAAGCAAGCCGGGCCAAGAGGGAAAAAAUAAGAACCGUGGUGAGAUCGAGGUUCGAGUGGCGUUUACCGUCAAGUCAGGAUCACUGCUAGACUUAUCCAAAAAAGAGAAACACAAGGGCUCAUUCGGCCACCUGUCCCAGGCGGCACAUAACAUCGGGGGAAGUCUUAUGAGCCUUGGCAAGGAGAAGAAAGGAGGUAUCAAGAAGCUAGCCUCAUCUGUUGGAAGCAAACUGAGGAUGCCAAAGAGUGGUGCCCGGGAUGAAAAAGGAGAUGGUCGUCUUUCCCGCCAUAGUUCUGGUCGGUAUAGCGGUAAAUAUUCUAGCGGAGAACCGGACCCGGGCGUUAUAUCAGAAGAUGACGAUGAGUUUAGAUUUGACGAGCUGUCACAUAAAAGCUCUGGAAGUUCACUGAACUUGGCUGGUGGUAGUAGCAGUCUAGCUAGCGGCCAGGGAUCACUGGAAAACCUUGGCGGCGGAGAGCUGCUUCGGCACAAUUCAAUGAAGCGUUCCGGCUCGUCAGCCACAUUGCCAAACCGAGCCAUUCAACCGUCGUCGUCUAUUUCCAGUUUAGCCGUCUCUGUGACUAGCGGUGCGAGUAAAUCGCCCACUCAACAACAAAGCGAUUGGAAUCAGAAAUUCUUCGGAAGCAAACAGAGUAAAGUGUCGGAAGCGCCCGUCGGCAAGCAGCCGGAGGAAAAAGCAGGUGCUGCAAUGACAACUGCUGCUAUGUCAACUGCCGCAGCUGUUUUACAUUCCUCAUCACCGCCCUCAUUAGUGGCAGGGGGAGUGCCGUCCAUCAUCAUCCAGGAUUCUUUUAUUGUUGAAAAGCCAUCGCUCUCACCGUCCGCUUCGCCUCCUUCCAGUAAACAGAAUAGCAGUGCCGCUCCUGUCCCAAAAGCCCGCGUCAUCAAAAGCCACGAAGUACCGGUGGAAACGGAUCCCCCUGCUGUCGUUCCUCAGGCUCGCCAACGCAAGGAUUUACCCACCGUCGACGAAGUCCCGAUCGUGGAGGUGCAGCCCAUAUCUGCAGGUGAGGAAGCAGAAGCCGAGUUUGACACUGGCCAAUCACUAUCGGCUCGACCCCGCAUGUCGUCAUCACCACCCUAUCCUUCUUCUUUCCCUGUCGGUGUCAAUGAUGAACCUGUUGCUCGACAACCGCCUGUUCCUAAACCCAGAAGAAGUCCAGUCCCUCCACUUUCUGAAGUGUCGAAUGAACCUUUGCUUCCGUCCUAUGAUUAUUCAAUAAUGCAGCAGCCAGUCGUUCUGCCCAGAAGCAUAUUGGAGAUUGACGAUGCUCUCAGCCAGCCUCAGCCCAUUCAGUUGAACCCAUUCGAAUCUGAUUCCUCUGAGGAUGAAGAAUUUUCAGAUCUGGAAGAGGAUGAUGACCGUGACGAUGUUUUGGACGUUACUUACAAUAGGAACGAGCCUUUACACGUGCUUGUUUUGGGCAAUGUUGAUGAGGCCGACGAAUUGAUGUUGGACGAGGACAGUGUGUGCCAGAUGCUAGAGAAGGUUAUCGAAGAACACGAUCGGCAACCCUCCGUCACGGCUGUAGAAGUACCGCCCCCUAAACCUGCUCGUUCGUCUAACGUAGUAGAACUCUACAACACCGAUUCGAGCGAUGACGAAGACGAAGGCCAAGAAGAUCUGAUGGAAACGGAAGCUACGGUCGAUUUUUUCAACGAUAAAACGAUUGAGAUCAGUCCAGUUGAGAAAAUCCAGGAGGAAGGUUCCAGCAUUGCCCUGCAAACUUCUGGUCGCGUAGAGGAGACUCCUAUUAAUUCUUCGCCCAAAGAUGUUCGACGUGAUCGCCUCUUUAGUUUGUUCUCUACACCAAAUAGCGAAACAGAUACCGAACAGCGAUCGAUUGGCGUAGUUGAGUUAGAUUGGUCAGAGAACAGUAAAGAAGAUGGUAGUCAGGGAUUCGGCGGUAGCGAGCAAUUGUCAUCGGCAAUGACGGCCGCUUCUAAUUCAGAAAGUGCUAAGACUAUGGAUAGUGCCGUCUCAGUGACCGAUGUAGAGCAUCCGCACGAAAUUAGCCCUUCGUAUUCACCGCCCUCGGAAAACGUUGUCCAAGCAUUAAAUCGUCCCCUGGCUGCACUUUUAUUGCCAAACGAUAUGCUCUUUACUCCGCCAACUGCUACGCCGCUACAGCUCACACCUGCUACAAUUCAGACACCUCAUUCUGUCCAAUCAACUGCGUCCAACCGCGCCCGACAAGCCCAACUGUCUUGGGAUAAUUACGACAUGGCGAUGCUAUCACAAAAUUCUUCUGAUGAUAACGUUGCCGUUGGCGGCGCUCGUCGCUCCAUCGUGCCCUAUGAGCCGGUUGAUGAAGAAGCUAAAGCUCGACGUAAAAGAAUAUCAUUGGCCCCCUGUCUCAAGUCGCUGACCCUGGAAUCGCCAUCCUGCGACCAGUCGGCUGGCUCGCCUAUCACGGAAGACGACGAGGACGAUGUUGGUGCUGGAGAACAGGCGGCAACGACACCUUCGAGUGCCAAUGAGACGCAUCGCAUGAAAAUGGCGGCUUCGUUUCACCAGCGUGUCGUUGUCGGUGAAGAUAAGCCGGCCAAUAAUAACACGCCCCGCGAUCAUCAUCGUACUCCGCGUGAUUCAUCCACUUCCGAAGAUAGACUGCGCAUCUAUCAGGAAAAAUCCCGCGAGGGAUUGAUUGAUUUGCUUGAAGAACGAGAUAAUGAAAUUUCAGAUCUGAAAGACUAUAUCGACAGUCUGUUGUUAAAAGUGAUCGAUACGUGCCCCACCGUCCUCCAAACGCCCAUUAAAGCCAAAACAUUGCGAAAUUAGCCACGUUACCCGUCCGUUAAGAGACCACAUUCAUGUGUCAGAGUUGAUGUCAUUUCUGUGUAUUUUCUUUAAUUUUUUUAAUCAGUUAUUUCAUUUUUACACGCGUAGUGGUCUUCUAUACCAUUCCUUCCAAAAUUCCUUCCGACAAUAGGGAUCGUCGCUGAAUUAAAAUAACGCCAUUCCUCAGCCUAAAAAGUGCGAUAAUUCUGUUCUCGUGUUAAAUGUCGCUUUGGGGGAAAACAAAGAUAUGAAAUGAAAACAAGGACACAUACCGAGGACGUGCCUUACCAACUGAAAAUGAACAGAAUCGUUUGUUGCCUUCUUGUUUUCGAUUGUUUUUGCCCGAUCCAUCCAGUUGUGUGCGAAUCAUUUUUAUCGUAAUGUUCCGUUUCCUUGCAUAUUUCCCUAUUAAUUAAUAAAUAAUAUAUUAAAA